AUGGGCGAUAUCCAAAACCAGGCCAAACAGCUCACCAGGGAAAUCCCCGCAGUACCCGCACCAUGGUUAGGCACGAAAGGCGAGGCUUUCUUUUCCGUCGCUUUGAUGUCAGCUUCAAAGGGCCUGUCGCCAGGGACGUAUGGCCGUUUAGAGGCGAAUUCGAGUGUCGCGGACCCUGAGAUUAGUGGGGAGUUUGCUGGCGGUUUUGGGCUGUGCAUGUUUGUGCGAUAUACACAGUCGCCUGUUGGACCAUACGACGAGGUUCUCUGGGCUCCUGGAUAUUUCAAAGUCCCUGCGACUGGCAAAAAGCGAGAGAGGAUAACCAACAUCUAUGUUUCCUCGGUGGACUCGGUUUACAACGGGCGCAGAAACUGGAAUAUUCCAAAGCAGCUCGCCAGCUUCAAAUUCCACCCAUCAGACACCAAAUUCCCCCCAUACAAACGCAUCGAGGUCUCUCUCCCUGAUAACACAGAUAAUCCUUUCAUCUCUCUCGACCUAAAGCCAAUGUCUUUGCUAUCUCGCCCAUUUCUGCCACUAUCCACUUCAUAUAUUCCCCUCUGCCUCGACAUUGUCAUCCCCCCCCUCCCGGAAAGCGAGAAUUGGAGGGAAGAUGGCCGGGUGGGUUCGCAUGAUGGUGAAUGGAAGACAACCCGUGUUGGGAUGUCUGGUUGGGGAGGGAUGAUGAAGGCCGGUGGACGUCUCGGAAAUGGAUCUGACUUUCCGGAGCUGAAGAGGGAUGGGAUGUGGUUCUGGGUUAGGGAUUUAGAUAUGUCGUUUGAGACGGUGGAACAUGAAAAGAAGGAUUGA
Messenger RNA from Aspergillus wentii DTO 134E9, 807 nucleotides. RefSeq lists its product as uncharacterized. Bases 1 to 807 code for a protein of 268 amino acids. The transcript has 3 exons. NCBI's taxonomy places the organism in Eukaryota, Fungi, Ascomycota, Eurotiomycetes, Eurotiales, Aspergillaceae. The record is from RefSeq and is a predicted model, not a curated record.